GGCGCUACCGCGGGUGGCUGCGGAGCAGAGCCCGGGUGGAGUAAGCGGAGGAGGAGGAGGAGGAAGAUGGUGGAGCGGGAGGCCGGGCUAGCGGCUGAAGUGAAAGCGUCUGCUCAGGUUUCCUGCCCACCAGCGCGCAGCUGCUGCCAUCCGCAUCCGUGUCAGACCUGCUGCAGCUGUGCGCAGUGAGUGGAGUUGGCGCACAAACCCCGAGCAAAAAAAGACUAGAUGCUCAGAACUUUUCAGAAGCAAGGAUGGGUAUGUGCACAUAUUUCAGACUUCCUUGAGGCUUGGCUGUCGUAGAUGGGAUGAAUUAUGAGGAGAGAUUUCCAAGAGGAGAGAGGGGUCAGUGAUGGUGAUGAUCCUGGCAGGUGCUGAUUUCCUGUUAAAAGGGACGACCUUUUGUGUGCUGGGAAUUUAAUCAAGGGCUGCCUGAUAUUUCUAAGUUUGUUUCUUGACUCCAAAGCAAAAGAGAGAGAGAACACUUAUGACAAACAAUUCUGUCCAACUUUCCUUAAUCAUAAGAAGACAUUUUAAAGAAGAAUUUUUCAUCGAAAUAACAGCCUAUGCAAUUUGGGGGCUCUGUUUUUCUUGAAAUGCUUCAACACACAAUGUCAGUAGAAUAAGUGGGGCACCAUCCAGAACCUGCCAUGAACCAUUUUGAGGGACCACGUGAAGGAGAGGUAAAUGGCGAACUGUCAACUAGGGAAGUGAAUGAGUCUGUGGAGGCAGACCUGGAACACUCUGAGGUAGAAGAGGAACAGCAACAGUAUGCUAUUCAUUACCCAAGAUAUGUCAAUGGCAGCCGUGAAGGACAUUCUAGGCAGGAAGAAGAGGGCACAUUAGCACGGUCUGCUAGUACUGAAAGUGGUUUUCAUAAUCACACUGAUACUGCUGAGGGAGAUGUCAUAGCUGCAACAGAAGAUGGCUGUGAAGGAGACAGAGUCCUAGAGAAUGAGGAUGAAAGUGCCUAUGCAAUACAAUACAGACCUGAGGCAGAAGAAUACACAGAAAAUGCUGAAGCAGAACACGCUGAAACUAUUCAUAAUCGAACUCUUCCCAAUCACUUGCACUUUCAUUCCAUUGAGCAUGAGGAAGCAAUGAAUGCUGCAUAUUCAGGCUACGUAUAUACCCAUCGGCUCUUCCAUCGAGGAGACGAUGAGCAGUAUGCAGAACCCUAUGCUGACUAUGGGCUGCAAGAGCAUGUCUAUGAGGAGAUAGGAGAUACUCCUGACCUUGAUGUCAGGGAAGGUCUCAGACUCUAUGAACAAGAGAGAGAGGAGGCUGACAACUAUCGAAAAGAAGCUUUGGGAGCCCGCCUCCAUCAUUAUGAUGAAAGAUCUGAUGGGGAGUCUGACAGUCCAGAGAAGGAGGCAGAGUUUGCUCCUUAUCCAAGAAUGGACAGUUAUGAACAAGAGGAAGAUAUCGACCAAAUUGUGGCUGAAGUCAAACAGAGCAUGAGUUCUCAGAGUCUAAACAAAGCUGCUGAAGACAUGCCAGAAGCGGAACAGAAUGUGGAUACUAGUAAUUCUCCUACUAAUGUGCAUCAUGAAAGCAACAGUCAACUUCCAGUUAGCUCUAAGUCUUCGGUUAAUGUAGGAGAAUCAGUGCAACGGUAUAGCAAGGAAAAAAGGGAUGCCAUAUCGCUGGCUAUCAAAGACAUUAAAGAGGCUAUUGAAGAAGUGAAAACCAGGACCAUUCGUUCUCCUUAUACCCCUGAUGAACCCAAGGAACCUAUUUGGGUGAUGAGACAAGACAUCAGUCCAACUAGGGAUGGAGAGGAUCAAAAGCCACUAGAGGGAGAUUCUCCAUCUCCUGAUUCAUCUUCUCCUCAAGGUGCCGAAUCAUCAGGUAUGCAACAUCAUCAGGAUGUCUGUGGUAUGGCAGAAACACCUACUAAUAAGGAGUCAAGAAAAAGCUUGGCUUCAUUCCCAACAUAUGUUGAAGUUCCUGGGCCUUGUGAUCCUGAAGACUUGAUUGAUGGGAUUAUAUUUGCUGCCAAUUACCUUGGCUCCACUCAGCUCCUUUCGGACAAAACUCCGUCCAAGAAUGUGAGAAUGAUGCAAGCUCAAGAAGCUGUUAGCCGAAUCAAGAUGGCCCAGAAAUUAGCCAAAAGCAGGAAGAAGGCCCCUGAAGGUGAAUCUCAACCCAUGACAGAAGUCGACCUCUUCAUUUCAACACAGAGAAUAAAAGUGCUGAAUGCAGAUACACAGGAAACUAUGAUGGAUCAUCCUCUCAGGACCAUUUCCUAUAUUGCAGAUAUUGGGAAUAUAGUUGUAUUGAUGGCUCGCAGGAGAAUGCCAAGAUCUAAUUCCCAAGAUAAUGUGGAAGCAUCUCACCCAUCCCAGGAUGGAAAAAGACAGUAUAAAAUGAUUUGCCAUGUUUUUGAAUCUGAGGACGCACAGCUAAUUGCACAGUCCAUAGGUCAGGCAUUCAGUGUGGCCUAUCAGGAAUUUUUAAGAGCAAAUGGAAUAAACCCCGAAGACCUAAGCCAGAAGGAAUACAGUGACCUGCUCAACACCCAAGACAUGUACAACGAUGACCUGAUCCACUUCUCCAAGUCUGAGAACUGCAAGGACGUUUUCAUUGAGAAACAGAAGGGCGAAAUUCUGGGUGUAGUCAUUGUCGAGUCCGGAUGGGGAUCCAUCUUGCCUACAGUUAUUAUUGCCAACAUGAUGCAUGGAGGACCAGCUGAGAAAUCUGGGAAAUUGAACAUAGGGGACCAAAUCAUGUCAAUCAAUGGGACUAGCUUAGUUGGCCUACCACUCUCGACAUGCCAGAGUAUCAUAAAGGGUUUGAAAAACCAGGCCAGGGUUAAGCUGAAUAUAGUGAGAUGUCCUCCAGUAACUACUGUCCUCAUCCGAAGACCAGACCUCAGAUAUCAGCUGGGCUUCAGUGUACAGAAUGGCAUUAUCUGUAGCCUUAUGCGAGGAGGAAUUGCAGAGCGAGGAGGAGUACGAGUGGGCCACCGAAUUAUUGAAAUAAAUGGGCAAAGUGUUGUAGCAACACCUCACGAGAAGAUUGUCCACAUUCUCUCAAAUGCUGUUGGUGAGAUUCACAUGAAGACUAUGCCAGCUGCCAUGUACAGACUCUUGACUGCACAGGAACAACCAGUUUACAUUUAAAGCUCACCUUCCCAGUAUGCAUGGAGGGAGGAUCUUUUCCUCAUUAGUGGUUGUGUUUUGUUGUGCUGCAAUUUGGUGUCUGCAGCAACAAACAUUCUCUCUCUCUCCCCCUCUCCCUACCUUUUAUCAUUCUGCUGUGUACAAAACAUUUUUUCGUUGCACCUUUUUACUGCUACAGUUUUAUGUAAUUCUUCACAGCAAAGAAAAAUAACCAAGAUUCUCUCUUUCUGACUUACGCACACCUGCAGUUGUUCAGGCUAUAUUACCAUGUUGUGCUUCUGUGACUGUUAAGACAGACAACAAAAGUACAUGACAUGUAAGAAAGCACUGUCUACCAGAUAGGUCAAACUACAUGGCACAUCCUCUUGGAUGUGGUUUUCUUAAUUUUGAAAAGAUGCUGUGCUGCAUAUAUUAAGGGAAAAGAACCCAAUGAUGAUACUUGUUCUAAGAAAAAUGGAGUUAUAUUUGAGGAAGGAAAGAUGGGCAAAGUCCAUUUUUUAACUGUGUAUCUGGCAAAUAUUGCCUUAAGGGUAGUGUUUAUCCUAUCUGCAUUGUUGGUGGAAGAUUUUGCUACUUGCGACGUAAAAGCCUUUCUCCUCCGGUUCUUCAAAGUACUUUAUUUUUAGGUGCAGGAUGUUUUUUCCAAAUGGCUUUUCUAAUCCCUACUUUCUUUCUAAAGCUGAGUGAUGCAGUUCUAAAUACCCAACUGAAUUAGUGGGGGCAGGGGUAAGACUGUGUUCAGACCUUAAUUUCAUAUUCUUUUUCAUUUUGUGAAUGUGUAGUAUAUGUGUGUGGAUGCAGGUUGAUUGGUUGUAACAUUUUCUCAAGUCUAUACAGUUCUAAAUUGUUAUUCUGAGCCAGUAUACUUUUAACAUAUCUUUGGUCCAGAAGUUUGUAUUUAAUAUUUUAAAGGCAAGUUCUCUUUAAUUUUGGACCAUAGCAUCAUUGGAAUAGUUGAAGGCUAUAUAUUUAAUUUAUUUUGUAAUAUAUAUACAUAUAUAUAUAUAUACACACACACAUAUAAAUAUAUAUGUAUAUAUAAAUAUAUAUGUGUGUGUGUGUGUGUGUAUGAAGUUAAUCUCAAACAUGGGAUCUAAAAGAGUAUGAGCAUUUACUAGAGAUGCUUGUGCAAUGAAAGAGUGUUCCGAAAUGUUUUAGUGAUGAUAUUUAAAAUCAAGGCUAGUAGACUUCGUUAUUUGUUGCAGAAAGAAUAAAAAGUAGUUACUCUGGCACCUUGACCAUGAAUAUGUUUUUCAGGACAGAUACCUUUGUGGGAUGGAGCCACAAAAACCUAUGCCACCAGGUUCCUCAAGGCUCUUUGAUAGUUUUGCUAUGGCAUACUAACAUGGUUGCCUUUCUAGAAUUUAGCCACUGUUUCUUAUACAUGAGGGGGAAGAAAAAUUGGAGAUACAUAUUUUGUAAGAUGACACCCCAGAACACUAUUCAGGAAAGCAGUGGUGCAUCCAUUAAAGGGGUUGGGAUAUUUGCAUGUACCUGUUGCAUAGUUAAGUGAUGGCAUACGGCUGAGGUUCAGCCACUUAAUGGGUGAAAUAAAUAGGCUGAGGAAGCAGGGAGUUACUACCUCUGUACUCUACCCCCCUUAUAUUGCUGGAAGGGGCCACGUAAUAUAGGAAUUUGGGCAUUAUUUCCUCCAUCAAAGUUGUAAAUGAUAAUGUUCUGUUACCUAUAUAAUAGAUGUAUAGGAAAGACAGAACACAGAAUAGGAAUGCACAGCUGUCAGGGCAAACGCUGGCUGCCUGAUCCGAUGUACUUCGGGCUACCUUAGUCAUUCUAAAAUCUUUAGGCGUAGGUGUGUCUGAUUUACAUAUUAUCAGGCUGUUGUUUAAACUGGCAGCAACUUAAACCAAUGAGAACUCCAAAUACUGGAAAUAAAGGCAAUGUGAAUUUGGAUUCAGUCUAACUGUUGGGAGUACCAAAUAAGAGAAAUAUAAUUAAUUUUCUUUUCUUUUAAAUUGAUUUCCAUCUUGGAAAGGAAAAUAAAAUAAAAUAAUAAAUGUAAUUCAUAAUAUUUGACAAUUUACUUUAGUAUGGAACAAUUAGUAAAAGAUUUAUGAAUUUCCCCUUUUAAGGUCUUACAACAAAUCUGAAAAAAUAUGAAUGUGUAGUCCACGCAAAUGUUAUGUUUCCUUUUUUACUUGGAUAGUGAACAUCCUUGGGGGAGGGCGGUAUACACAUUAAAUUUAACAUAACAUAGGUUGAAUUUUCACUGCUGAAAAAUAGAGGCUGCUGUACAAGAGAGAGGGAAAUAGACCUCAUUUGAGUAGGGGAGGUGUUGAAAGAUUCAUAGUAGGAAUUUUAUAUGUUCAGUGUGAAAACACCCAAAUUAUUAUGUUUUUUGUUAAAGGAUUUCAAACCAUGGAAUGAUUUUUAAAAAUACAGUAGUAUUAAUUUUCCAGGUUGCUGAUAUUAUUUUGUAUUUAGAUAGAUAGGCCUGGAUGAAGAGUUCUGAGCUUUCCGAAAGCCCACAUGAACAAUUUUCAUAAGUAACUGUACAUGAAUAUACAAAAACCAAUGGAAGCAUGAUAUAUACUACAUAUAAUUUAUUUUAGAUACCAUACAUUAUUUCCUCCCUCCCUGGCUCACCUUUAGAAGAAGAAGAGUUGGAUUUAUAUCCUCCCUCUCACAACAAACAUCCUGUGAGGUAGGUGGGGCAUUCGCACAGCAGCAGUCGGAAGCCACUGUUUCUGAAAUACCCCGCUCAGGGAGCACGGUUCAGAAACAGCGGCUUCACGCCGCUUGGGGGUUGUGAGGCCACCGCUGCUGCGAUGCGGCAGCGGCAGCCGUGCAAACCCCUCCCCAGGGACACUGUUUUUAGUGUCCCUGGGACACUGUAUUCCGCCUGUGUGGAAAAAGCCUAAGACAAGUCUUCCCUCAUUUCCCUACAUUUAAAGCAGAUGUUCCAGAAAUUUCACCCAUGUUCCAGAAAUUGGAAUAAAAAGCUAAGAGGGCCCAGCUAUUGCUCAGCAGUGUUAAUUCCCAGAAUAAAUUUGUUCUUGCUUCUGGCUCACCUAAGACAGUUAUUUUCAUAGAUUUUGGAGAGUGUUGUAUCAGCACAAAUGGGAACAGAGCCAAUAUAAAAGUUAAAGAAAGAUCUAAACAUUGACAUCUUUGUAACUGGAAUUACUAUGAUCAGUUUUCAAAUUAGUAGAAAUAUCAGAGAAAAUCAUUCAUUUCUCAAGCAGCUUCUGGUCUGUGUUAUUGCAAUAGGCUUUAACACUAAUUGGGAUAUAAGAGGCUUGUUCCCAGUACCAGAGCCUCCUCUUGCGUACAUGAGUGUUCUUAAACUAAACUAUACAAGGAUGUGAAUCUCUUCCUAAUUAUGGAAGCUGCUGUUGCAGUCAGAGAAAUUGUUGUAUAAAUAGCUCAGUUCAUCCAAAUGAUUUUCUGUACAAUUUAAGGGUAGAACCUUUUAGCUACAUUUUUAAUAACCAAUUAAAGUCUUCAAUGUGCAGGAUUUGAAUAAUAUGAAUUGGAAGGUUAGAGGCGACACCAUUGGUUGAACAGUGAUGCAGAUUACAUUCUCUGUGGAAUCAGAAGUUUAUUUUAUAUGCACUUCAGUUUGCAAACUCCAGCAAGGAUGAUAACUGCGUAUCCUAACAACUCUUCCAUGUUUACAAUAAAGUUGAAAUUGUCUCUUGAUUUAUCCUUGUGUGUCUGGAUCACAUUAUAACUUGCAAUAUAUUUUGAAGUUUCCCAAGUUCAGGCUUUUGUGAUACGGUGGGAAGUUCGUUGUACUUUGGGGAAUUUUUUUAAAAUCCUGUGUCUGAAGAUGGCAAGCGUGUGUGUGUAUAUAUACAUAGAGGGAGCACAGUACUAAUGGAUAGGAAACGGUACUAUUGUUCUAUAAAGAGGAUGAAUAGAAAUUAUUGAAAACUGUUGGAAGAAGUAUAGUAUUGUAUUUGUAAUAAUAUUGUUCUUUGUAAACACUAAACUUGAUGAGCUCUAUAUAAAUAUAUACAUAUUAUAUAUACAUAUUAUAUAUAUAUACACACAAAAAUGUGAGCCUGGGAUCUUGAUACACCUCUACUGAAUGUAACUUUUCAGACUUCUGUCGCAGGUCUUUGGCCCCUUUUCUGUAUUGAAGCUUAAGGGGGAUAUGGUUUGAUUAUUUUUCUUGGCCUCUGUUUUGUUGUGAUGUAUUCAUGUGUGCUACAUUCCUUUAUUUAACAGAGUGCUAAUAUCUGUAACAUUUGCAACAAUAAACAAACAUACCAAAAAAAGGCAUUAGAUAACA
This is a messenger RNA of Sphaerodactylus townsendi, 7380 nucleotides long. It is a transcript of the gene APBA1, whose product is annotated as amyloid beta precursor protein binding family A member 1. NCBI's taxonomy places the organism in Eukaryota, Metazoa, Chordata, Lepidosauria, Squamata, Sphaerodactylidae. Gene Ontology annotation, molecular function: protein binding; amyloid-beta binding. Gene Ontology annotation, cellular component: plasma membrane; cytoplasm; dendritic spine. Gene Ontology annotation, biological process: chemical synaptic transmission. The coding region runs from base 651 to 3125 and encodes 824 amino acids. The record is from RefSeq and is a predicted model, not a curated record. The transcript is spliced from 17 exons.